UACAGCAGGCUGAGGUUCAGAACCGGAUUUCUCUCUUCCAUUGCCAUCGGAUAGAGCUCAUUCGAUUGAGUCCCAAAUUUCCCAUUUAUUAUUUCUUCCUCUCUUCUUGUAUUUCUCGGAAAGAGAUUAAAAAGAUGUUCAUCGACAGCUUUAAGGUUGAGAGUCCCAAUGUGAAAUACACAGAGAAUGAGAUUCAUUCUAUGUAUGACUAUGAGACCACGGAACUUAUCCAUGAGAAUAAGAACGGUAGCUAUCAGUGGACAGUCAAGCCCAAGAUUGUCAAAUACGAAUUCAAGACUGAUACCCGCCUCCCAAAACUAGGGGUUAUGCUUGUUGGAUGGGGUGGAAACAAUGGUUCAACCCUUACUGGGGGUGUUAUUGCCAAUCGAGAAGGAAUCUCCUGGGCAACUAAGGAUAAAGUUCAACCAGCCAACUAUUUUGGCUCAUUGACCCAGGCUUCGUCUAUCCGCGUGGGUUCUUACAAUGGCGAGGAGAUAUAUGCCCCAUUUAAAAGCCUCCUACCUAUGGUUAAUCCAGAUGACAUUGUGUUUGGAGGGUGGGACAUUAGCGACAUGAGCUUGGCAGAUGCCAUGGCAAGGGCCAAGGUGUUUGAUAUUGACCUGCAAAAGCAAUUGAGGCCCUACAUGGAAUCCAUGGUCCCGCUCCCUGGGAUCUAUGACCCUGAUUUUAUAGCCGCUAAUCAAGAUUCCAGAGCCAACAAUGUGAUCAAAGGAACCAAGAAAGAACAAGUCCAAAAAGUCAUAAAUGAUAUCAAGGAGUUUAAGGAGAAGAGUAAAGUGGAUAAAGUGGUUGUGCUUUGGACUGCCAACACAGAGAGGUACAGCAAUGUGGUUGUGGGGCUGAAUGACACAAUGGAGAGCCUUUUAGCUUCACUGGACAAAAACGAGGCUGAAAUAUCUCCUUCUACCUUAUAUGCAAUUGCCUGUGUUCUUGAAAAUGUCCCUUUUAUCAACGGAAGCCCACAGAACACCUUCGUCCCUGGGUUGAUUGAUUUGGCUAUUAGAAGGAACAGUUUGAUUGGAGGAGAUGACUUUAAGAGUGGUCAAACCAAGAUGAAAUCUGUCCUAGUGGAUUUUCUAGUCGGGGCUGGUAUCAAGCCAACUUCAAUUGUGAGCUACAACCAUCUUGGAAACAAUGAUGGAAUGAAUCUCUCUGCCCCACAAACCUUCCGCUCCAAAGAAAUAUCAAAGAGCAAUGUGGUGGACGACAUGGUGUCGAGCAAUGGCAUCUUGUACGAACCAGGGGAGCAUCCUGACCAUAUUGUGGUGAUCAAGUAUGUACCAUACGUUGGAGACAGCAAGAGAGCCAUGGAUGAGUACACAUCAGAGAUAUUCAUGGGUGGGAAGAGCACCAUAGUGCUGCACAACACAUGCGAGGACUCCCUUUUGGCCGCUCCCAUUAUCCUUGAUCUAGUUCUGCUUGCUGAGCUCAGUUCUCGCAUCCAGCUCAAGGCUGAAGGAGAGGAGAAGUUUCAUUCAUUCCAUCCAGUGGCUACAAUACUGAGCUAUCUCACCAAGGCUCCUCUUGUUCCCCCAGGCACACCAGUGGUGAAUGCCCUGUCGAAGCAAAGGGCGAUGUUGGAGAACAUUUUGAGGGCAUGUGUUGGGCUGGCGCCUGAGAAUAAUAUGAUCUUGGAAUACAAGUGAAAAAUGCCACUUCUGCUUUCCUAGUUUCAGUUCGAUGUAAUUGAUGCUCUUGUCUCAGCAAUGUGCAUUUUAUUUUUCUUUUUUAGAGCAGGAAGCUUCUGUGUGAAGGCUGUUGUCUUGUGAUUCAACAGCAUCCCUUAAUGAGGAAAGGGGAGUAUGAUAUAUAAUUAACGGGUUAAACUACUCUCAGUGUGCAAGUUAACGGUACAUUUUCAAUAUAAACUUGUGGACGUUUCGAUACAAAA
Momordica charantia (bitter melon) is the source of this 1912-nucleotide messenger RNA. RefSeq names its product myo-inositol-1-phosphate synthase 1 (gene MIPS1). NCBI's taxonomy places the organism in Eukaryota, Viridiplantae, Streptophyta, Magnoliopsida, Cucurbitales, Cucurbitaceae. The record is from RefSeq and is a predicted model, not a curated record. Gene Ontology annotation, biological process: phospholipid biosynthetic process; inositol biosynthetic process. Gene Ontology annotation, molecular function: inositol-3-phosphate synthase activity.